GAAGCUCUAGUCUUGCUACUGCUGUCUCUGUGCUGCUGCCUGUCCAGGGGACUGGGUGGUAAUCGGGACAGUGAGGGGUACCUGGGGACCUAGCCUUGCUACUGCUGUCUCUGUGCUGCUGCCUGUCCAGGGGACUGGGGGGUAAAUGGGACAGUGAGGGGUACCUGGGGACCUAGCCUUGCUACUGCUGUCUCUGUGCUGCUGCCUGUCCAGGGGACUGGGGGGUAAUCGGGACAGUGAGGGGUACCUGGGGACCUAGCCUUGCUACUGCUGUCUCUGUGCUGCUGCCUGUCCAGGGGACUGGGGGGUAAUCGGGACAGUGAGGGGUACCUGGGGACCUAGCCUUGCUACUGCUGUCUCUGUGCUGCUGCCUGUCCAGGGGACUGGGGGGUAAUCGGGACAGUGAGGGGUACCUGGGGACCUAGCCUUGCUACUGCUGUCUCUGUGCUGCUGCCUGUCCAGGGGACUGGGGGGUAAAUGGGACAGUGAGGGGUACCUGGGGACCUAGCCUUGCUACUGCUGUCUCUGUGCUGCUGCCUGUCCAGGGGACUGGGGGGUAAUCGGGACAGUGAGGGGUACCUGGGGACCUAGCCUUGCUACUGCUGUCUCUGUGCUGCUGCCUGUCCAGGGGACCAGACGCAGGCUGGUCCAUGGUUUUGGGUCCAUGGGACAGAAACUGGGAGCGGUGGAGACCAAGCUACAGGGCAGAAAAAAAUAAAAAUAAUGACAAUAAUAAUAAUUUGUUGAGCCUUUACUACACUGUAAUGUUGAGGUUUUAUUACGAAAUCUUUUCUGUUAUUACAGCUCAAGAGGAAGAACUGAAAGCCUUGAAGAAGAGAUUAUCAACUGCCCAGCCAAAGGUGGCCUUCUCUGCAGCUCUCAGAGACUCUGGGGGUGGGCAUAUUGGACCCUUCACAACCAAUACCCCUUUACAGUACAAAAGAGUCUUCUCCAACACCGGCAGUAGCUACAAUCCUGCUACAGGCAUCUUCACAGCCAUGGUCAGAGGGGUGUACUGCUUCCGCUACUCCAUGUACGGCAACAACUCUGGCCGUCCCAACUCUGUCGUGUCUCUGAUGAAGAACGGUGAGAUGCUGGUUACUACGUGGAACACUGAUGACAGUGUGAAUGUCCACGAAAGCGCUAGCAACACAGCGGUAGUGCAAUUGGAGGUGGGAGACGGUGUGUACAUCCAGCUCUGGGCUAACAGGGUCCUCUAUGAUGACCGUAAUAACUACAACACCUUCACUGGGUUCCUAUUGUUCACUGUGUAACAAGACCAGUUGAUUUAACUGAGGUUUUGUAAAAAAUGUAAUUGUGUGACAAGAUAUUAAUUUGGCCACACAGUAUAGGUUUUCAAAACAAAUGCAUCAUAUCUGUAUGAGUGAAACGAAAUAAAAGUGAGUUGGCUUA
Messenger RNA from Oncorhynchus keta (chum salmon), 1413 nucleotides. RefSeq names its product complement C1q-like protein 2. Gene Ontology annotation, molecular function: protein binding. Lineage: Eukaryota; Metazoa; Chordata; Actinopteri; Salmoniformes; Salmonidae. The record is from RefSeq and is a predicted model, not a curated record. The transcript is spliced from 4 exons. The coding region runs from base 651 to 1274 and encodes 207 amino acids.